ACUGCUUGUUAGUGCUGCCGUAUCCAAGGAAAUUAAGAGUUGUUUUUCUGCGGCGUUAAUAAACAAAGCGAAAAGAAUUCGAAAACUACUCGUUAAAGAGCUGCGCAAAUGGAGCAACCAGCCACAGGAGGCGCCGCUGUCCAGCCGGGCGUGUCCCCCGUCCACAUCCACGACACGGACCACCUCCUGGACCCCGUGCUCUCCUCCACCGACAAUGAGACCUUCAAGUUGAACACAGUGCCUGCAUUUAGCCUUCAUCUUCUUAUCUCCACUGUGAUCUCCAUUGUGGGGAUCGUUCUGGCGGCCUCGUUCCCCACAGAUCGCCGCUGCGAUGCCUACUUCAUAAUGCUCUAUCUGCGGGCCACCUUCUGGGUUAUCACAUAUCUCUUCGAUCAUUUUGUGAAGAUAAAGCACAACGAUCUGCGCAUGAAGGGCUAUCACGAUUUCCACCGCGAGACGAACAUGCAGAAAGGGAUUCCCCUCCAACUGGUCUCCCUGUGGAACUCCAUGCUGCUGGCCGUCCAGGCCUUGAUCCACCACUUCUACGCCGAGAACUUCUGGGAGCACUGCGCCGCCGGCUGGUUGUCGCCAGUAAGCUAUGUGACCGCCUUCACGGUGGCAGAGAAUGUGGUGUUGGCCGUCUCCCACAGUUUGUACAUUGACAAAGUGCGUAAGUUUAACAGCGCUAAGUUGCCCCCUGAUGUUCUCCGCGGUUCGGAUCGCGCCGCCGGUUCCUUGGGUCUCAUGCAACCCGGAGGCGACACCGAGGAGUUGCUGGAAAAACAGGCCGACCUCAUCGAUUAUCUACGUGAUCACACGCACAAGCUCAACCAGAAGCUGCACCAAAUGCACACUAGCUUCCGAGCAUCGAGGACUCCUCAAAUUCCUUAAAGACGAAUAAUUCUAUUUCUGCGUAUUAUCAUAUAUUUACUGGUGGUUCUCUUUAUUUUAUUAUUUUGUCCACGACGAAGAAAUAUUCUUCAAGAAAAGCAAUUGCAAAUGCAAUUGGGUGGUAACGAAAAAAUUGUAAUAUUAAAUUGUACAUACAGAGAACGCAAUUCUUAAUCCGCGAUCAGAGACUAAAGUCAUUGGAUUGUAUUGAACAAACAAGUGUGUGUGUAAAAAACUAUUAAAUUAUAACUGACUUAUGCAAGUAAUAAUAA
Drosophila biarmipes is the source of this 1163-nucleotide messenger RNA. RefSeq names its product transmembrane protein 192. The transcript has 4 exons. Lineage: Eukaryota; Metazoa; Arthropoda; Insecta; Diptera; Drosophilidae. Gene Ontology annotation, cellular component: late endosome; lysosomal membrane. Bases 109 to 891 code for a protein of 260 amino acids. The record is from RefSeq and is a predicted model, not a curated record.